AUGCGUUCAUUCUUAUUUUCCCUUUAUUCCAGCAAGGAACUUGCUCAAGUAUCAGAAGAAACAAAAGAUGAAGACGCGUCAUUUCCUCAAUAUCCUAACGAACAUAAAGUUCCACAGAAUAAACUAGCCUACAAAGGCAUAAAAUAUCAAGAAAGUAUACAAGGAGCUGCCUUCAAGUAUUUUGUAGAAACAUCGGCGUUUUCUCGACAUUUGGUCAUAUUGUACGAGCUUGUUGACGCUUUGAGACAAAGCCACGAGGUUCAACAAAAUGGUGUUCUUAUUUCCGACCGUCUUAAUGGUUUAGUUGAUGGCAUUAACGUUGUUGAAGAAGAUAUAAGCGAUUUUCGAUAUAAAGCAUCAGAAGCCUUUAAUACUUUACAGUCUGAAAUGUCAUUAAUCUAUGACGCAUUAGAAGCUGAAAAAUUAUCGGACGACGAAAAAUUAUAUACCUACGACAUAUUUAUUCCCGAACUUUUCGUUGACAAAUUUUAUGAAAUAUUCGCGUAUUGGGAUAAUGAUCGAAAUCUGUCAGGAUUCAUUAAACGGCAAUUAAAAUUUCUGGAAUUCAUAAUUCGAGACUUCAAAGGCCACUUAAAUAAAAUGAUUGACUCUUUGAGUAGGGUUAAACUGGAUGCCAGGAAUAUGCUCUUUUAUUUGAUAGAUGGCGAAAGAGAAGCUGAGAAGGCAGUUAGAAACUAUCGGGUUAAAGCAUUCAUUGAUUAUGGCAAACUAACCGGGGCAGAAAAUGAGUUGAGCCAAGUUCGCCAAGUGAAAAAAUUCACCAAAUCAUUAGUUGCAAAUUUGAAUGAAUUCGAUCAUUACUUGAGAGAUUACAAACGCAAAUUACUCGAUGUAGAGACGGACGUAAUUUAUGCACGUGCUUUGAAAAAACCAUCAAAAGUGUUGCUUAAUUACUUGAAAACUUCCGCUAAUCAAUUCCAGAAAAAACAUCGAUUAUUUGAUAAUCUCGAGAAAAAAAUAGGCACUAGUCAGUCAUCUACAUUAGAACACGAAGAAAUAUAUAAGAUGAACGACAACGAUACCAAAUCGCAGACACUAACUCUUCAACCAGAAAAUAACGAAAGUUUAUCUCAGUAUCCGAUCUCGUAUUAA
Molecule: messenger RNA, 1113 nt
Organism: Ambispora gerdemannii
Lineage: Eukaryota; Fungi; Glomeromycota; Glomeromycetes; Archaeosporales; Ambisporaceae
Source: the annotation of a GenBank genome assembly